Messenger RNA from Cladocopium goreaui, 10170 nucleotides. Lineage: Eukaryota; Dinophyceae; Suessiales; Symbiodiniaceae. The record is from the annotation of a GenBank genome assembly.
AUGUUUCGAUGGUGUCGCCUACUGGUUGGGCUGGCGGUUUUGCAUACAGCUCCUGGAUGGUGGCGUGAGGAGUCGAAGACCGAGUCCGCGCCGAAGUUCAAGGAGGAGCCUUAUCGCUAUGCUCACUGGGUGUAUAACCAAACCUUUAGAAGCAACUACACGAUGGAUGACCUCUGGGCGUGGGCACCCACUAGCUGGGACGGAUGGCUGUGGAUGGCACUGGACGCAUUGGGAAGCACCAUAGGUUGGCUUAUAUUUGGGAGGAGCUGGGACCAGGUUCGCAGCGGCUUCUCAUUGAUACUGCGACUUGGUGCCCUACUGGCAGUGUGCAUCUCAGUUCACUACGUCUUGGCUUUGUGCUGGCCUAUCAUGUCUCUCUUGGUUGGCCUGGUGGUGACUUGCGUGUGGAUCGUGCGGACGCUCCUCAGGUGCUGUGGGCGCAUGGUUUUCUACACACAGAAAUGGACUGGAGGAGUACCGGAGGCCACGGAAGCGAGUUUCUUUGGGCCGGAAAUCGGCGAACCACCUGAGACUGGCGAUCUGAGACGUUUGAAGAAAGGGGCCGACGGAGAUAGAUGGGUUCUGGUGCGCAGGAGCGGAAAAACGGUGAUUUUCCGAGUGCAGGACUCGAGCAGCAUUCGGUCUUCAGGUUUGCACCUCACCGUGGAGCCGGGUACGCUUCGAGGUGAUGAGGAGCUGGUGUCAGCGCUGCAAGGGCACGAUCGUGUUCACAUAUGUCGACAUGAAGCAUGCAGCGAGGAGGGCCCCCAUUUCAAGCAGUAUGCCACGGUUAAGGUUUUCCAGCCGGAGAAGUUCCAGCUCGCGGUGGCUGCUUCUGGAGCACAACAGGCGGGGACUCAAAUGGUUGGAUGGUUCCGGCGAAGUGCUACCACUGUCGCUAGGAAGGCACGUGACAUGACUUCCGAGUCCGAGACGGAAACACUGCCUUGUCUGGCUCACCAAUUGCGGUGGGAGGAUGAUCAUGGACGUCAUGUACUGAGUGAUGAGCGGUGUAGGCAGGUAGGAUCGGAAUCUAAGGUUCUGGAUGAGGACUUGCCCUCUGACGUAGGAGUUUGCACCCUUUGCUCAAACCACAUGUCUAAGUAUCUUAGUGGAAGGUUCCAACUUAAGUGUGCUGUAGCUGACUGCUCGCGGCUCGGGCAUGUGGGAGCUGGUGGACUUCGAACUUGUGCUCAACAUGAAGAAGCUCAACGGUCUUCAUCGCGGAGGUCUUCUCGGUCACGCUCACGAGUUCGACAUCAUGGAGAAGCUCUACCCGGUGAUGAUGCUCAGGGAGAAGGUGUACGACGGCGAGUUCGACCCGAUCCUGGAGAAGAUCAACAAGGAGAUGGAGCAGAGUGGUUGCUGGAAGAGACGAAGGAUGUGGCUCCUCCAGCGCGUGGGACAAGGGCUCGAAAGCGGGCUGUAGAGGAUGGGUCAUCCGGAAGGACACCAAAAUCUGGAGUUCAGCGGAGUUUGGCCAGACUGGGAAUGAUCAACUCCCCAGAUCGGCGAGAGGUUCUCACAACAUUGGAGGAGUUUUUGGCACAGUAUGUGGAGGCAAAGGAGCUGGGCGUCGACGAGGAGGACGUGCGCAAUCAGAUGGCAGCGUCCUGCGGGCUCAAUGUGGUGGAGUUCACACAGAUGCUCUAUGACCAGGGCGUGGAGGAGCAGCGCAAGGGUACCAAGGGCUUGACGAAGUUUCUUGCAAAGUGGAGGAAACAGCUGGCUGCGGGAAGAAUGUCCACAACGUCAAUGACCCCGCCUUCGAGCUGGAGCCUGGUGGGAAGUCCUGAAGGAAGUGCGGCUGGGCCCCCGGUGGAAGGUGCGAAGGCUUCGGAAAGCACGACGCCUCCAAGCAAGCCCAGUUUGGUAGUGUUGGGCCCACCAGGCAUCUAUUCAAGUGAAGAUCGGAAGGCAGGUACAGGAGGCUCAGGAGUUGAUGGAGGCAUGACGGACUUGGCAAAGGCCAUACAGCAUCAGACGGCAGAGCUGGCGCACUUGGUCAAGGCGCAGAGUGAGGUCAACCCUGGGGCCAAUGCAGGAACCAUGCGGGGUUUGGGAAAGACUGCGGAGGAGUUGGUUUUCUUACUCCGAGCAUGUGGGCAGUACACGGUCGAGGUGGGGCUCAACGAGCACGGUGCAGAUCUGGCCACGGCUUUGCUCAACGCUCAGGCUGGUGCUUCUACGAAGCUGAGGAGUUCAGGAUUUCGUCAGCGAGUCACCCAACGUCUUGCAAUCGGUUUGGCAGGCCCCUUUUGGGGGACACAGGAGAAGUUUGCCUUGUCCGCAUCAGACUUCGUACCAUGUUCAGAUGCUGAGUUGGAUCAGUUUGCGGUGGACGCCAGGACGGGAAAGCAGCAGGCUGAACAACGCCCUCCGCCACCGACAAGGUACGAAGACUGGAGCAGUCGUGUCAAACGCCAGACCGACAUUUGGUGCUUGGUUUAUGGAAAGGAGUGGCGGGCAGUUCGAGAACAUGCAGCACAGGUGUUGGGCGAGUGGCAUCUUGGGGCACCUCAUCGCUGGCCGCUGCAAGUCCUGAUCGAGGUUUGGGAGGAGCUACACUGGCGGUUCAUCGAGGAGCUCAAGGGAGAACUUCGAAAAAUCAAAAGCACUUGUGGCCGUGAGUCUUUGUCUUUGGCCGACCUCAAGUUCUAUGCCCUGAUGCCGGAUGAGAACGGAUGCCCCCCGUUACAAUUGCCACGAACGUUCGACUUGCACAACCCAGAUGGGUGGUUCAUGUCUGAGGUUCUUCCGAGGAUUGACCGGCGACAAGAACGGCUUUUGUGGAAAUUGACGUGGGAAGGAGCAGCAAAGAGCAGAGGGCCAAGCCAACAGGCUGGAGGAGAUGGCAAGGUGGAUGACAAGCUGACCCUCAAGACACUUUUGGGGCCCAAGCUCACGGCGGAGGAAAGCUCGAGGGCAAAGGAUAGAGCUCCCACCAGCAAGGAUGGAAAGCUACUCUGUUGGGGUUUCCUGUCGCACCUGGGAUGUCAGCAAGCUAAUUGUCAACGUGCUCACGAGCAUCUACGUGGCAGCUUUGAGGCUUUGGACGCAGCCGUGCAAAUGCAGCUACUACGACGAGGAGGGCUGAAGCGCAUGCGACCAGAGAAUAAGGAGUCUGCCGCCGAGAAGAUCAAAGAGCUGCGCAGCAUGGUUGCCAAGGACAAGCAGGACAAGGUGAAGGAUGGGCAGAGCCGUCGACGAGCUGGCCAAGAAGGAGAUGGAGCACAGGCGGUUGAAGAGCCGCAGAACGGUGAGCAGAGGGCAGGUGGAGUUACAUGGAGGGCUCCAGAGGAGUUCAUCGACGUCGACUUCACCAAGCAGGAGCAGGAGUUCGAGUCCAUUGUCAAGGGCCCCGACCAGGCGGUGUUCAAGCACAUCCCGGUGGAAGGAAGGGCGCAUGCAGGACGUCACGGUCAAUCAGCCACGGCGCAAGCGCAAGAAAUGCUGAAAAGGGCCCAAGAAUUGUCGCAUGGACCUGUUCUUGGUCGUCUUCAAGGAGCUUCAGAUGAUCUCUACGCCUGGGCAGCGGCGAGGGUCGCCAACGAGCCAAACAUCACCUUUGUCGAGCUCUUGGAGGACAUGGUUCAGUACGGUCUUGGAGAGUUGGCGGCGGAGGCUGCAACCUUUUUGGAAGGCACAGAGGAAGCCAAAGCAGGUAGCAGCAGGAGAUGCGUGGUCUCGGGCACUGAAUGGACAGCUGAAGGACCCGGAAGAGCACAGGUGCUGUUAGAUGGGCAGGCAUGGGCUAUGUACGACUAUAAGGAAGAGGUCCAGAUGACGGAGGAGUUGGCAGGGCUUUUGGGCGUAGUGGUGCCAGAAGUGGAGCGGCGGCAGUGCGUCACCAAGGUUCUCGCGGCUGGUCAUCUUCAUGGAGUACGUGGCGGCGGUCUUCCGAGUAUGCAGGAGGUUGAGGAGCUGGCGCAGCAGUUCAGAUUGGAACAGGCGAGGCAAGCGGUUGAAGCAGAAGGCGUGAUGGGACAUGCGGAGGCCAAGGUAUCUGCCAUGGAACAUGAGUUGAGGAUGUAUACGCAUGACAUCCUCAAAGCCCACCAUGACAAGGACUACAGAGCGUUGGCAGUCUUUCCCUUGGAGGCUUUGGUGCGGCUCGUGGUCAUCAGAACGGACUACAAGGGCGACUACAUCCCAGAGGUCGUACAGGGCACUCAGUGGAAGACGGGGCAACCCAGCAUUUGGGCUCUGAUUUACAAAGGGCACAUGACAUUGUUGGUGCCCCCAUCGGACGAGGAAGCCGCUCGAGUUCUCAAGCAGUUUGAUGCCUAUACUACGCCUACGCUGGGGUUUCGGUACUUUUGGCACCAACGACAUGAUCAACCACGAACUUCCCCGGGCGUUGUAGCCUGCAGGCACUGCAAGCCUCCGAAACGGGCAGGGACUCACUAUGAAAACAUGCUUGUGAGAAAGGUGUCAUGCUUGGCGGCAGCAGCGGUGUGCGCUGGGGGCAAGUCGACCCAAUACCAUGUUCGAGCUGCACAAGAACCCCGAGGGCCUACUGGGCUUGCCUUGCGUGAGUAUUUUGCAGGGCAUGGAGUCAUCACCAAAGGAUGGCAGGCAGCCGGAGAGACAGCCCGGGAACCCAUUGAGCUGUAUGAGGAUCCACACGCCCGAACGGGCAGACGUGCGGAACAUGAUUUGGCUGACUUCAAGGUACAACAGCGCUACUUGAAGGCCAUUGAUGAGGAUGAGGCAAAUGUGCAUUGGUUGGCAUGCCCCUGCACUACCUUUUGUGAUUGGAACUUGCAGAACAAUGGGACCCGUACCUUUGCCAAUCCAGAAGGCCGUCCCAAUGAGAAGGAGGCAAUGGGUAAUCAGCUGGCGGAGUUUGAGGCUGCUGCGUUCCUUCGAGCUCUUGAACGAGGACACUUUCCAGUGGCAGAGAGUUCCGGGCGCUCUGGCAGAUACCCCAAGAUGUGGCAUCUACCUUGUUGGGAGAAAAUCUUGAGGCGCCCAGACGUGGACUUCUUGGAGGUGGACAUGUGCAGCUAUGGCUUGGCGCCGUUGGAUAUGCAGGAUGGAUCCCACUUUUAUCGGCACCGCACAGGACUGGCAUUUCCUCGACAUCCUGCUUUCCGACAAGCUCUCUUUCGACUAUGUCCCGGUGUUUCCGACCGGCAUCAACAUGUCCCACUCCAAGGUUGCCGGCCAGACACUACGGUCACACGCUGCACGGAGGCAGGUGUUUAUGCUGAUGCCUUCGUCGCUGCAGUGGUGGAAGCGCUCCAGAUGGUUGUGGUGGGGGGUGGUAGGCAUACACCGCCAUGUACAAUUUCAGCUGGAGGACAAGCCCCCACGAGGGGAGGACGUGAGGCAGAAGUCCUUCCAGGAGGUCGAUCGCCAGGAUCAAGUUCAAGCGGCAGCGACGCCUCCUCGUACAGCAGCGAAGGUGAGGAUGAUGAUCGUGGAGGACCAGGAGGCGAUCCAGAGGAUGAAGAAGGGGAGGUUGGAGAAGGGCUUGUUGGGGAAAGUGAGCAAGAGGAAGAGGAUGAAAUCACAACCCCCACCAGUGUGGCUGACUCACCUCCUUCUGGUGUUUCACAGCCUGAUUCCCCGUGGAGCCACACAACGGAGAUGCUUGGUGCGGAGCUGGCAGUCAACAGAGGAGGAGGGGACGAGUGCUUCUACAACUCUGAGACGGGCCUGCUGUGGAUUUGGUGUGAGAAUGCGGACCCUGAGAACCCAUUGGAGCUGAUGGAAAUCCAGGACAACUGGGAGCAACAGCUGAAUUGUGAUGGCCCCUUUGAAAGGUGGACGGGAUGGUCAGUUUUCCAGAUCAAGGACUUCCCGACGCCCAGGGAUUUCCCAUGGGAUUUGGGGGCGGAACAACAAGGUGAAGAUGAAGAAGGAGGUGGUGCCGACGAACGUGGAAACCCGAGACCAGAAGGUAGCAAUGGUAACCAAGAGGGUGGAGCAUCGGCAGCAAGCGACGGAGACCGAGAGAGAGGCAGUGGGGCUGAAGGUGACCGAGCGGCAGGAGGGUCGAGAUGGACUUCAUUCGAGGCUGAGGGCAUCGACAAGAUUGCGGAGGAGGCAGCUUUCAAGUACAUCGAGACCAUUGACGGCAUCGAGGACCAGGAGGACACUACAUGGAGAAAGGUGUGUAAGGCAGGUGAUCAAUUGCUGUCAUCAGCGGGAUCGGUUGAAAAAGCGGCGGUGGCACUCUGGAUUGCCAGGGAAAGACUUGGCAGGCACAAUCUUCAGGGCGUUGACGACCCGGACAUGGAGGGCCUGCUACACCCAGAUCACCUAGCUUACCUUCGAGAUGUACGAGCUCAAGGUAUGGCAGCAAGGUAUGAGGGUCAAAGAGAGCGGAAGAGCACAGUUCCGCAUCCACGAGCACGAGAGAACAUGCAGCAGGUGUACCGGCAGCUCAUGAAGGAUGUGGCGAAGCAUCGAGUUUUGGUGGUAAGUGCAGGCCAUGAAGGCCUGGCGCACACGGAGUCCUCCCCGUUCGAAGCGGUCCCGAAGAUGCUGCCCAACAGAACGGUAUCAGCGGAAGUGAGGAUACUGUUUUGGAAGGCCUAUUUCCCGAAGGUGCCCGUCAUGCUCGCCAAGAAGGACGUUGCAGGAGCAUUCAGGUUAUUGUGGCUCGAUCCCCGGGAUGUGGAACUCUUCGCGGGGGACUUGCCGUGGCAGCCGCAAUUGAUGGGAACGGGAGGCUCGUGGGAGAAAGGGGAUCCUCCGGGUUUGACCAUGCUAUUCCUGGUGAGCAGCUUUGGCUUCUCAGGAUCUCCAGGGGAGUGGACCGCAUGGGGAAGAGGCACGGAGGAGAUGCAUCGGUGCUUCAAGCCCCAACAACCCAGAAGGGAUGGCGAGGUCAACUUUGAUGGCAAGAUCUUGGUCGAUGACAUGGUGCUGGUGGAACCGCAGGUGGGACUACGACCGUGGGUUUCGAGCGAGGUCUACGAGUGGGCGGUCCGGAAGGUUUUGGGCGAUCAGGCAAUCAACGCGCAGAAGGAUGCCGAAGAAGGAAGUUUUGCAGAGGCCCAAACGGUGUGGGGAGUCAUCAUCAACGCCAGGACGGAGAAGAUGGCCCUGCCUGAGGCUCGGGUUUUGAAGGGAGCGUAUCUGCUAGCCGAGCCGCAGUUCAACUAUGGUGAGAUGUGGUUGACGCUGAAAGAUCUGCAACGUUUCCGAGGCAUAGCAACCGGCUGGGCGACAGUUGUGCGGGGGCUACGUAAUGAGCUGAAGGCGGCGGACAGGUUCCUUGGAGGCCUUGACGGAGGAGCAAGAGUACGACCGUCAGGUUGUCGAGACGAGGCGGAGGAGCAGCAGGCCUGGGAGGAUUUGUGGGCAUUGUUCGAAGACUGCCGGUGGCUUUGCACGAGAUCCGAAACGUGGUCGGAAAAGUUCGGCGGGGACAUCAGGGAGAUGCUCAGCCCCAUGGAGAGGGUGGCCCUGCCCGGAAAGCAAUACGGUGGGGCCGUGUUUGUGACGUCGGAUGCGACCCUGGAUGUUCUGGGCGCCAUUGACUGGACCAACGGCUGGGCGUGCAGACAGGAGAUCAAGGAGUUGAUGCCCUGGAUUGGACAGAUCUUGGCGGCAGAGAACAUCGGAGAAGAUGCCAAGCUCGCGAUCCACCUGGGAGAGAUGUUGUCCUUCGUGGCCUUCGCUUGCAGAGUUGGUGGAUCUUGGACAGGCAAAGUCGUGGUGUAUGGAGGAGACAACAAGACGGUCUACCACUGGAUUGCCAACCGCAAGAGCGGAGUCAGGGCAGGUCGUUUGCUCAUCAGGGUGCUCAACUUGGUGGAGAUGCGAUACCGAUGCUUGGUGGUGGGCGGUUGGUGGCGCACGUAUCACAACGAGGAGGCUGACGCAAUCACACGCCUCCCUGAGGAAGAGGUGACGAAGAUGAUCAGUGAACGAGGGUGGACACUGGUGGAUCUGAAGAACGCCAUCAAUCAGGCGUUGGAGGACACGGAGCGAUUUGGGCCUUGUUUCCUAUCUUGGGGAGAUGAUGAGGAUCGGUACGAACAGAUGAAGCUACGGGAACUACGUCGUCUUCGAGCUCUUCACAGACUUCCUGGCAGCCUGGAGAACCUCGACAUCAAGGAGUGGACUUCGCAGGAGCGAUUGGUCAAGGACUUCGAGUACUUUGGUGUGGCGGUCGCGGACGUCAAGCUGGCGAAGGUCGUGGCAGCAACGAUUGGACCAGACCCUAAAGGGCGUGUGGUGCGCAGGUUUUGGCAGUUUUUGCAUGAGGAAGAAUUCGAUGUGGCAAUUUUGGAGGGCCCUCGCGAAGUCGAUUGGACCCUGUGUGGCCAGCUUGCAGAACAAGCUGGUUGGAACUACAACGUGGCGGAGUUCCUCACCCCGGAGCUUGGGGAGUUGUUGGUGCGGCGGCGGCGGGCUAUGUUCAUCAGCAAGCACAUCUUCACGGACGAGGAGCUCGCAGUUUGGUUGGUCAAGGUCGGCGCUCACGUGUGGCUCGAAGAAGGGGGACCACGGGUGUCCGUCUACAAACUACAUGGACCCGGUCGGUGGCCGCUCACAAAGGAGGACGCAGGCGUUGAAGAGCUCUAUGUGGUCGACCGAGCGGCCCCGGCAGGGUUGGUGCGAAAGCUCACGGCCGAAGAGGUGUGGCGAGCACAAGGGCGCACGCGGCUCGAGUGGGAGGAGAUCCAGAAAGCUGUCGGAGAGGAGCAGGCUUCGAAAGAGGGUUGCAGAGGCACAGGCAGGAGAACAGCCCUAGCUCUUUUGGGAGUCGCAGCGGACCUAUGCAUGAAGGACGUGGACGAUGGGAAGGCAGGCAUGUGUGCGGACUUUGAGGAUGCACGGUCGCUGGGAACGCUAUUGGCAUGGCUGAGAAGGUGGCGUCGAGGGGAUUUUGGUCGAGCAGUUCCAAACCGAAAGGCGGGAGGUGUCGGCGAAGAACGGCGUGUCUGGUGGUGGGGAGAAGAGCUGUGGAUCAAUGCCCUUGACGAUGAAGUUCCCGUUCCCGGCGGGUACAAGGCUGGCGGAGGUGAGGAGUCCGGAUCUGAGAUCGAGGUGCUAAGUGAGAAGGCAGGAGGCCGCAAGAAAAGCAGCCGAGCUCAGGUGGCGGAGGCACAGAAGGUGGUCGAGCUGAAGCCAGGACUAGUAGCAGACCUGGAUGUGCAGGCGCAGGUAGAGGAGUGGCUGCAAGAACACAUGGAUGGUGACAAGGCCGCCAGCACCCAGAAGGCCUACCAGGCGGCAUGGGAGAAAUGGUGCGACUGGAGUCGACGGCAGAAGUGGCUGACUCCUUACCUAGAUCACCGUGCAGACCCCUUGGAGAACGAGAACAAGUUGCUGGGGUACCUGGGCUACAUGGGCUGGUUAGGUACGUCGGUGGCCUCGCUCAAACAGGCAGUGUUCGCCAUCAAAGAUGCUCACAAACGGGCAGGACAUGGGGAUACUACAGGGAAGAUGCACCGCUUGUGGAUCAUCCUGAACUCCUUGGAGCGUUCCGCGCCCAAACGGCCCCGACGCCUUGGGGUCACCAUUCCCAUGCUGAAGUGGGUGAGCCAGAAGUUUGCAGAAGGACCGGCGAUGGGAGGCCAGGUGAGGGUCGACUGUCGUGUGAUGAUGGCGGCACUGCUUACGGCGUGGUUUUUCAUGCUCCGAGCCCGAGAAUUCUGCGACUCAGGAGGGAUCGACGAGGAGAUGAUUCUUCGUGGACAAGAUCUGCAAUUCUCAGUGCAGGGGGAGAAGGUGAACGACAGAGCGGAGGAGGUCACACUCCAAUUCCGAAAAACCAAGUCCGACCAGUUGGCCUUUGGUACAUGCCGAACAAUGAGGAGGACUGGAGUGGACGGCAUAUGUGUCGUGACGGCUCUCGAGAGGAUGAAGGAGGUGACGGAGCGGCGCUUUGGGGGAGGCCCAGAAGCUCAUCUCCCGUUGUUUCGGUGGUCGUCAGGGCAGGUGAUCAAGCGGCUGGAGGUGCAGAACAUCCUCCAGCGUGCUGCUCGGGCCGUGGGUCUCCCAGCUGAGCGUUUUCAAUCGCACAGCCUUCGGAUCGGGGGUGCAUCGGCAUUGUAUCAGGCGACCGGAGAAGUGGAGGUGGUCAAGCGCACCGGCAGGUGGACUUCGGGGGCGGUGCACCGCUACUUGCACGACGGUGGGGACGUGCUCAAGGGCUUGGCGGAGCGCAUGGCCUCGAUCGACCAGUAUGUCCACUACACCUAG